This is a messenger RNA of Danio rerio (zebrafish), 6119 nucleotides long. It is a transcript of the gene ssh2b, whose product is annotated as slingshot protein phosphatase 2b. Lineage: Eukaryota; Metazoa; Chordata; Actinopteri; Cypriniformes; Danionidae. Gene Ontology annotation, biological process: negative regulation of actin filament polymerization. Gene Ontology annotation, molecular function: protein tyrosine phosphatase activity; protein tyrosine/serine/threonine phosphatase activity; protein serine/threonine phosphatase activity. Gene Ontology annotation, cellular component: cytoskeleton. The record is from RefSeq and is marked provisional.
CACAAUUAUGUCUGUCUCGCCACCGCCAGUUUCUCUCAGGUAUCCGUUUACCGGAGCCUGAAUGGCGUUGGUAACUGUGCAGCGGUCGCCUACUCCAAGCGCAACAUCCAGCCCGUGCGUUUCGGAGUCUGGCAGUGGGGAAGAUGAUCGCCGAUCUCAACCCAGAAGCAUCAGUGAGAGCUUCCUAACAGUCAAAGGUGCCGCCCUUUUCCUUCCACGUGGGAAUGGCUCCUCUGCUGCCUCGUCCUGCUCCUCCAGAAUCACAGCACAGCGCAGCAAACAUGCAGGGGACCUUCAGCAGCACCUGCAGACCAUGUUCACUUUACUGCGGCCCGAGGAUAACAUCCGCUUGGCUGUGCGGUUGGAGAGCACCUUUCCCCAGUGCACCCGCUACAUGGUGGUGGUCUCCACUAAUGGCAGGCAGGACACAGAAGAGAGUGUGGUGCUGGGAAUGGACUUCAGCCCCUCCGACAGUUCCUGUUCCAUAGGCAUGGUGCUUCCCUUGUGGAGUGACACACGGAUCCAUCUGGAUGGUGACGGGGGCUUCAGUGUGUCUACAGAUAACAAAAUACACAUAUUCAAGCCAGUGUCAGUUCAAGCCAUGUGGUCUGCCUUGCAGUCGCUUCAUAAGGCCUGUGAAGUGGCCCGCUGUCAUAACUACUUCCCGGGCAGCCUCUUCCUGACCUGGGUGAGUUACUACCAGAGCCGGGUGUCCUCAGAUCAGGCCCGCAUCAACGAGUGGAACGCCAUGCAGGACGUGCAGUCCCACCGUGCAGACUCACCUGUGCUCUUCUCUGAUGUGCCAACUGAGCGGGAAAGAACAGAGAGAUUCAUCAAGACUCGAUUAAGAGAGAUCAUGAUGCUAAAGGAUCUUGAAAAUGUCACUUCAAAAGAUAUCCGCACAGAGCUGGAGAUGCAGAUGGUGUGUAACCUUCGGGAGUUCAAGGAGUACAUCGAUAACGAGAUGAUCGUCAUCUUGGGGCAGAUGGACAGGCCCACAAAGAUUUUUGAGCAUGUUUACCUGGGUUCUGAAUGGAAUGCAUCAAAUCUGGAAGAACUGCAAAACACCGGGGUGCAAUAUAUCCUUAAUGUGACGCGGGAGAUCGAUAACUUCUUUCCAGGGCUAUUUGAAUACCACAAUAUCCGGGUUUACGAUGAAGAAGCCACAGACUUGCUGGCUUACUGGAAUGACACUUACAAGUUCAUUUCUAGGGCCAAAAAAGCCGGAGCGAAGUGUCUUGUGCACUGCAAGAUGGGUGUUAGUCGUUCGGCCUCCACUGUUAUCGCAUACGCCAUGAAGGAGUACGGCUGGGACAUGGAGCAGGCCUUUGAGUACGUAAAAGAGCGGCGAGCCGUCACCAAACCCAACCCAUCAUUCAUGAGACAGCUUGUGGAGUACCAGGGAAUACUGAUAGCAAGCAAACAGAGACACAAUAAAUUGUGGCGUUCCCACUCAGAUAGUGAUCUUUCGGAGCGACUCGAGCCACUCUGUAAAGCUACUGCCGCACAGUCUCUAGGGCGGUCCAGUUCCCGCAAUCAGACCUUCGGCCAGACUUCACCCUCAAUACAGGAGCUACUACAGACUCUCACCCCUUCCUCAGCUACUGCUACUGGGUCUAACAGACCGGUUGAGCCCAACACAACACGCUGGUCCGAUAGCCACAUUCACAACGGAACCCUCCACGAAGCCACCGAGACGCUUUCCUUCCCCAGGCCCAGGGCUGCCACUGUGGUCCCAGAAGCCAGACCUGAUAUCACCUCUGUGACUGUUACUGAGACGGUCUCACCAGGACGUCCUCAUCCGCCCCCUGCUGUACUUCACCCACCCUCGUCCCCCAAGCUUCUCUCAGAUGCAAAGGCCAAGCAAGGCCUGCCUGAGGUGUCCAAUCUUGUGCCUUUGGAGAAGUCUAGUCCAAAGGUGCACUCAUCUGUAAACAUUAGGACUCCUGAGCCAUGCACACAGGCCCUGGACUCCCCAGGGCUCCAGGAUCUCAGCCAGCAAGUGCCUAACAUGGAGACAGACUGUGCGGGGUUAAGUCACAGCAGUGAUGAGGACCACCACCCCAGUGCCACAUUACAAAGGGCUGAGCUCACGCCCACGCCUCCCUCCACUCUAAGCAUCGAUCGCAUUGACUUCUUCAGUGCCAGAGAGAAGUUCCAGGGCCUUUCUCAAGAGAUCCGCGGGACUGACCAGGUGGUAGGGCAGGCGCCUCGGGACAAAAGUCCAAGUGUAGAGACCAAACGGCUGCUUCCUGACAACCCCAUCAAAGAGGAGGAACAGAAAAAGGAGAGCUGCAGUGUCUCAGUCCAUAGCAAAAUGUCCGGAGUGGAGUCCACAUGGCACAAUGUAACCCCUUCCCCCCCUCCAACCAGUCAACCUGUUUCCAGUAGCAGCAGUGAGGAAGAGGAGUUUGCUCAAGUCAUGUCAGCAGAAGCUGAAAUGGAGAAGGUGGAGCAUGGGAAAGACUGGCCUAAGGGCACAGUGUGGCGAGCCACCCGGGAGCUGGAGCAAAAGAUCAAGCAGGAGGUCUCGUCAGUAGCGCUGGUGUCCUCUGCUCCCGUGUGUCCCUCGCGACGCUCCCCCGUCAACACCAGCAGCAUGGAGAAAACUGAGGAGACCUCAUCCCACACACACCUCACACCUGAUCCAAACACUGUGUCAACACGCCAUCACCAGCCUCAGUACCACAAGGUGGAGAAAGACCGGAGUUUUUCAUUUGAAGAGGGAAGUGAAAGCGAGAGACGACUCAGGGAAGGAGAGCACAGGAACACCGGCCUCACACACUCGAGACAAAGCCAUUCGCACUCGUCCAGUUGCUCUCCGCCUCUGGUUCUCCAGCUCGAGGGCAUCACAGAGCAGGAGAGUUACACGGAUUCUCGCUGUCCGAAGGACAUGAGGGAAACCUGGGAGACCCUAAAAGAGCUCGGGGCGUUUCUCUGGCAGGUGAGCAACUGCUCCGACAGGAGGCUCAGCCAACCGUGGUCUAGGAGGGAGCAAAGGAAAGGCCGGGCUGCUCGAGAGAGGACCAAAGAGGUGGAGGCUCGGAUCCGGCAGGCUGGACUGACCCCACCCUCAAAGAUGAAGCGUUCAGCCUCGUUGGCCAAGCUUGGGUCGCUGGAGAUCUCGCCUAUUGACCUGAGCGAACUUGACUUGAGUCCUGCCUUACUCUCUGCUCCCACCAAUAAGCCUCGGCCCAAUUCAUACAGUGACGAUACCUCAAAAAAGCAGCGCGUUUUACCCCACUGCACUCCUGCUCCCCUCCCUUCCUCUUCUGCCUCCCCUGUUUCUUCCACUGGAUCUCCUAUGCUUGGACAUGCAGAAAACGAUGACACGACUGAAGAGGGGGAAUACAGUGACAAUGAUGUCAUGCCCAUGCCACUGCCACACUCCCCGCCCUCCAAUCAGUGUUGGAGGGGGGGAAAUGCACAGGAGGAGGCAGGAUGCGCCCCGUUACCUGCUUCGACCUUGAUACCUGUGGCAACACGCCAACAAUAUGGGAGGACCCAUCCCCUGCGGAGACUGAAGAAACGGACCGUUAACCCUUACCACACUAUGUGACUUCUAUUCUGUGUGUGUGUGUGUGAGAAUGUGUGUUUGUGCCUGCCAGUGUGAGUUUGUGAUUAAAGGGAAGGCUCACUCAAAGACGAAAGGUUUGUCAUCAUUUAGUCACAUUGAUGUCAGUCCAGACCUGUAUGACCAGUCUUCUUCUCUUGAAGAUAUUGUGGGAUUGGGGGGGGGGUUACAAUGAAAGUGAGUGGGGUAACUCCAAUCACUUUCACUUUUACAAAUAAUAUGCAACAUCUCACAGGUUUGGACCAGCAUUAAAGGUGCAGUAGGUGAUCUGCCAAAAAGCUAACCGCUUGGCAUAUUAUCUUUGGACGGGAGGGACUGUUAUUCAAAGCCACACCCCCUGAAAUCGCGAGCGCGCGCACCGCGUCACAACAGCCGACAGACAACCCACUUGUUCAUGUCAUUCGCCAGUUAGCUAGUGCCAGCACCGUGCAGGAAUUACGUUUAUUACUUAGCCACACUUACAUGCUAUUUCAGAGCGAAUAUUCAGAGUAACGUUAGCGGUAAACAGCAUAGGAAGGCUAUCAUUGUUCAAAAAUGACCCAAUGUGAAUAUAAAAGCAACCUCAAAUCAAUAAAGCAGGUUAGGCUUUAUUUAUUUAUUAUUUAUUAGGCUAUUUACUGGUGUUUUGUUGUUAAACUAAAUAUAAAUCUACAUUAUAGAUGCUGUCAAAGAACCUUAUGGAACUGAAAAUAAUCACAUCAAUCUUUCACCGGGAGAUUUCAGUGGCUGAACAACACGUCUGUGCAAGUCAUUCAUAACACAAUCUAACAUAAAAUAGCUUCAAAACAGAACAUGACCUGUCUAACAGGUAUACUUCAGCCAUGGUGUCGUCCUUCCUCCAGCGUGCUAAAGUAACUCCAAUAUUGAUUCAGGUAUUUAAAAGUUUCAAUUUAGCAUUUGAUUUCUCCGGGUCGGUCUCGUGACCGCGCGGCCACUUUAUACCCGCGCCUGGCUUUACAGUAAUCGGCCCGAGCUCGGCUGUCCUUCGCUGCCUCCGGCUCCGACUGGGCAUCUGCGAGCGGCCCGCAGCUCGCUCGCGCACAUGCGUUUGUGAUGCAGACGGGCAUGCACUAAUAGAGGAUCUGCAUGAACACAUGCACAGAAGUCAGAAUCUACAUUUGCUGACAGACAGUCUGACCAGCUUAUCGGAAUUAAGGGAGAUGACGGUCCGACUCUUGAUGAACAUUUUUUAGUUUUAUGCUUUACCCAGAAUAUAAAAAUACAUAUAAACACAUUUAGAUCAUUUACUGUAAUCAUUACUAGACUGUGAAGAGACUUUCAACCAGCACAACAAAACAUGUUUCUGAAGACAAUCACCUACUGCACCUUUAAAGAGAUAUUUCACCCGGGUGUGAAAGUUUACUCGCUGUUUACCCUCCCUCAAGUGUUUCCAAACCUUGUUCUGUGUUUGCUUUUUGUUCGGUCGAAUACAAAAGAAGAUAUUUUGAGGAAUGUUUGAGGAACCUGAGACUUCCAUAGUGGGGAAAACAAAUACAUAUGAAGUCUAUGGCUGCAAGCUUCUCAACAUUUUUCAAAGUAACUUCAACAAAAACUCAAAUCAAGUGAAUAAUGAGUAAAUCGAGACAGAAUUUUCAGAUUUGAGUGAACUACCCCUUUAAGAUGAGCCCGGAUGAUUCAAGCAUGAUCAUUUUUGGGUGAAUUAUCUGCCACGCAUACCUCAGUGGGCCUUAUCCAACCGCGAAUCAAACAGCGUGGACAUUUUAGAGCACAAUGUGAUUUUGAAUGUUUUUAGCUGGGAUUGAUGGCCCAAUAAACCCAAAUCGUGGAGUCCGACCCAUCAUUCGAGUAGAAAGAAUAUCGCUGCUCUGGAAGAACAACAAAGUGCUUUGACUGAUGUACUUUUUGCACAGCGUCUAUCAGGUCGUUCUUUGAAUACCGGGGUAAUACAAUACAUUACCAUUUCAUCCUUUACCUGUCAAGUCUAUGAACGAAAACCACAAUAUUCUGGAGGUGUAUGUGCGCGUGCGUGUGUGCUGGAGGUUUCAGAUGAGUGUGCUUAAAUUCAUUCAGAAAUGAAUGACAUGUAAUAGUGAGUGUAAAAUUAUUACAGAUAUGAGAUUAUUAUGUGUGUGCAUGUUGGUUUAUUGAGAAUGGGAUCAGUUCUGUGGUACUCGUAGAAUGUAGAGUUUAUGGGCCUACAGUAAGUGUGCAAAUGUAUAUUUUGUGGAUGUGUAUGAUAUGUAUACUUUAACAUGGGCGUGUGUGCAGUUUCUGUCCGUUUUCGACUUCAGUGCAGUUUCUUCAUUCAGCAUUUUCUGUUUUGUUAAAAAAAAGACAACAAAAAGAGGCGAGGAGGAUUUUAAUAUGCACUUUUUAUUGUUGUUUUACAUUUUUUUAAACUGUGGUUUGUAUUCUGGACGCAUGCUCACGGAGUAUGUAUUUAGAGUUGCCUGUAAGGGUUUUUGUUGUACAGUGCAAAAAAGACAGAAAGAAAAGUGAAAUGUGUCUUUGAUUGUUGUAAGACUGGAAAUUGUUUCUUUUUAUUGUGCUUAAACUGUGACAAUUAAAGAAAAUUCCAAAUGCA